GCCAUCUUGCAGUUUAAUUUACCGGUCUGUCGCAGAAUGUUUAACAAGCGGCUACCAACUUGUAGUUGGUAAGUGCACGAUCGUUGAAAUAGUCAGUUAUGAGCAGCACCUCGGACGGACGUGGUACGUACGCGCUCUUUCCGUCGAAACUAAAACUCAUAAAAAAAGAGGGGGAAAAAAGAUACAAGAAUUUUCGUUCCAGUUCAGUGAGAAAAAGUCACCUGAGGUUAUGGUGCUUUACACGGCGGUGACGCAUCGUUUGUGUUAUUGUUUCAGUGCCCAAGCUAGGGGGAAGUUAUUUUAAUUUCAAAAGAUCAGCAAAAAAUUUAUGUUGCUUCGUGUCAUGUGUGACUUAGUGACGGUUGGUUGAUUUUUAACCACGUUUAAGUGUGUUCUCCGUACAUCUGCUUUUGCAUGUGUGAAUAUGACGGUUUAGUGAAGAAAAUAAAUUUUGGGAAAAGUGAUCAAUUAAAUCAUUAAAUUCAUAUCGGAAUGUAGCGCAUUUUGAACACUUAUGAUCGAUUAAACAUCACUGGAAAUUUUAGCUUUAUUAAAGCAGAUUCAAAUAAUCUACAUAACCCACUAUCAUGGAUAAAUGCAACCUUGCAUUAAAUCACAAUGGAAUUAACAUUUAGUCUUAAUUUGACAUUAUUCUUACUGAGUAUUAUACUACUGGUUGCUUGCAAGCAACGGGCCACGUCUUACAAAUUUAUGAAAGUGCGAUUGAAAAUCUUACUUGGGUUGUUACUUAUCUUGUUACCAACUGCUUCGUGCAACAGACCACCCCGUUUCUUGAUAGAUGGUCCUCCAGAGAUAGUAUUGCGGCUCAAAGAGGGAUCGGAUACGCCCGUAGAUUCACUCAUAUACCGCGUCAAAGGAUAUGAUCCCGACGGAGACCCGCUCACGUUUGGGGUUCGGCCUUCUGUAGAUAGUGGUUUGAUAAGGUUAGAGCAAAAAAGUAAAAUUGAAGCAAACAUUUAUUUGAGCAAGGAGCUUGACCGAGAGGUUAAAGACGAAUAUAAAUUUGUUCUUACACUGAGCGACGGCCGACUAGGAGAUUACACAAUAACACAAAGCUUACUUUUGCUGGUCGAAGACGUAAAUGAUAAUGAACCAAUAUUCAAGCCAUUUACUUCAGCUGUUGAAGUCUCUGAAAAUAGUGCUCCAGGAGUUAUCGUCACGGUGGAGGCGACAGAUCGCGACGAGGGAGCAUAUGGGCAAGUUGUAUAUUUUUUAGAAGAGCUGGAAGGAGAUAACGAGGUGUUCACAAUAUCUACAACAUAUGGUAAAGGUAUUAUAAGAUUGGUAGGGUCUUUGGAUUAUGAAAGGAAAAGUUUAUAUCAGCUGAGAAUUCUCGCCAAGGACAGGGCUAUUCAGGGAAGAGUCAACACUGGCACAGCAGCACUGCUUGUUAAGGUGAAAGAUGUUGAAGACCAGCUACCGGAAUUUAUACUUGUCUCCUCCGUAACUCGCAUUGCUGAAGAUGCUCCUGUGGGAACAGAAGUGACUGCAGUCAAAGCUAUCGAUGGAGACAGAGGUGUUAAUAAUCGCAUCCAGUACUCGAUUGUUGAAAACGAUGGAUCUCCAUUCAGUAUUGAUCGGCAGACCGGAGCCAUAGUGACUACUGCAAAGCUAGAUCGUGAAGACACCCGAAAUCGCAUGAGAGCGGCAUAUAUUUUAGAAAUCGUAGCCACUGAAGUUUCUGACGUAGAGCCUGCUCCAUCAGUUAAAACCGAGUUGACUAUAUUGAUAACUGAUGUAAAUGAUGAGUCUCCCACAUUCAAAAGCCACAAGUACGAAUUGGAAAUCAACGAAAAUGCUCAACAAAAUACGCCAGUUACAUUUUUAUCGUUUGGACUUAAUUUUGUGUUUGACUAUGAUCAAGGAAAAAACGGUACAUUUGAUUUGUAUCUAGAGCCUGGUGGUGGCGCGUUCGAAAUUUCUCCAAGCAGGGCGGUGAAUGAGGCAACGUUUAUUCUACGAGUAGCGAAUCCUAGUCUGUUGGAUUAUGAAAAAAAUAAAACGAUGAAUUUUAAAAUCCACGCACGAGAGAUAACCGACGAGGGAAGGCAUAAUGUGGCAGAUAUUGUAGUUUAUAUUCGUGAUCAAAACGACAAUUUUCCAGAGUAUGAAAAGGCCCAGUACGAAUGUUAUCUUCCCGAAAAUAGUGUCAUUGGUGUUAUACUAACACAGGUGCAAGCUGUUGACAUAGAUUCGGGAAGAUUUGGAACAGAAGGGAUAAGAUACACUCAUAUAUCUGGAAGCAUGGCAGAUUUGCUGUCUUUACAUCCGGUCACUGGGGCUAUAACAUUAAAAAUUCAGGGUGACGAAGCACUAGAUCGAGAGCUUAUCCAGAAGCAUUAUCUCACCGUAGAAGCAAGAGAUGAUUUUGGAAAGGGAAAUCUGAAAACCGUUCAAGUUAUCGUGUUCAUUUUGGAUUCUAAUGAUAACUUUCCAGUAUUUCUGCAAAAUUCAUAUGAAGCCAGAUUAAUGGAAAAUAAAAUGUCGUUUGAAACACCUCUCAUCAUUCAUGCUAAAGAUGCUGACCAAAAUGGUACCAGGAAUAGCGAAGUAAGAUAUGAGAUCAUAGAAGGACAGUUCAAAGAAAAUUUCACCAUAGACUAUGUAAAUGGAGAACUAAAGCCUAAGACUUAUGUAGAUUUUGAACUACUUAAUAGUGGAAUAUUCAACAUUCGUCCAAUUCAUCUUACUGUUCAAGCUUCAGAUCUUGGGACUCCUUCACUGAGCUCGAAAGUGUCAGUUAUCGUUUAUGUCCAGGAUGUAAACGAUCAUCCUCCUCAGUUUACGAAUUUAUUCUACAGUCGAUCGAUUCCUGAAGAUCUACCAGGCGGCAGCUCUGUCCUGUCACUGAAUGCUAUCGACAUGGAUGGAUCAUCUCCGAAUAAUUUUAUAGUUUACCGUAUUCAAAGUGGAGCUAGCGACAAGUUUGUCAUCAGCCCUGACAAAGGGAUAAUUUCGAUAGCUACCGGGGCAACACUUGACCCAGAUUUGACUGAGUCUAAAAUUACAGAGUAUGCACUAACAGUGGUUGCCCUGGAUGGUGGAAUUGGCGAACAACAACUUCGGAGUUAUUGCAAAGUUAACAUAGCAAUCAUCGACAAAAACAACAAAGUGCCAUACUUUCUAGAGCCAGGAACCAUAUCCAUCAGGGAAAAUUCACCAGUUGGCACUUAUGCGUACCGUUUAAUUGCUUACGACUUGGAUAGAAACCCCAUGUUACGCUUCUAUAUGGACGGUAACAAUUCAGAAGCUAGGUCUGAGGAUGGAUUACUGGUUAAGCUUAGCGAAUAUGACUACCUUGCAGCGUUCUCAUUAAAUUCAACAGAUGGUCUUAUCCGGGUGGUAAAAUUACUAGACCGUGAAAAAAUAGAAACCGUAAGGCUUGGCUUCAUCGUUGAAGACGUGGCGUCCGAGAGUGGUAAACAAACAUCUAGUGCAACGCUGGUAAUCCGAAUCGAAGAUGAGAACGAUAAUCCUCCCAGGUUUCAAAAGUCCUUCUAUAAGCGCUCUGUUGCAGAAAACAGUCCUAUUGGUUCGCCAGUAUUAAAUGUAGUUGCAAAUGAUAUUGACAAAAAUAAAACAAUCCGGUACACCUUGGAAGGUCCGAAAGAGAUCACAAGGCUGCUUCAUUUGGAUACAGAGUCUGGAGAGAUUGUGAUAGCUAAUAAAAUUGAUUACGAAAUAUUUCAAUGGUUGAAUGUCACUGUUCGAGCCACAGAUUCCGGAUAUCCAUCCCGGUCCAGCCUAACAGAGUUGAUAAUCCGAGUGAUUGAUGAAAAUGAUAAUAAUCCAUACUUUUCUUCGGAUGCCACAAAUUUUACCGUGUACGAAAAUUCCCCAAUCGGAUUCAAAAUAGCAUCGUUGCAAGCUCAGGACGCAGAUACAGGAUCCUUUGGAAAGAUUACUUAUUUGAUUGACAGAAUGAGUUCAAAUGGAAAAUUUUCCAUUGAUCCCGAAAGUGGAGAUCUGUUGGCGGCCGAUUAUUUAGAUAGAGAAGCAAAGCAGAUGUAUAUGCUAGUGAUAGAAGCGUGGGACAAUUAUCAGUUUGGAUAUUUAAGUGGAGAGAGUCGCAAUGCCUUCAAGCAAAUAUUUGUUUCAAUCCUGGAUGAAAAUGAUAACACUCCGGUCAUGACGGUACCCGAAGGAUGUGCCCAAGUAACAGAGUUUCACAACAUUCGUGAACCUAUGAUGGAGAUAAAAGCCACCGAUAUCGAUGAUUCGGAAACUGGAAAUGCACAAAUUGAAUUUGAAAUUGUAGAAACCAUUGGCACUAACAAAUUUUAUCUCAAGCAAAUUGCCUCCGGCAAGGCAGAGAUUUAUUCCAACCAGUCGUUGAAUAAUUUAUACGGAAAUUAUUCACUCCUCAUUACGGCACGUGAUAAGGGAGUUCCGUCCAACGCCGUCAGCGAAAAAGUGGACAUUUGUGUGCUGGAUUUCAAUGACCAUGCUCCUAACUUUAUUUAUCCAUCGAAUGAUAGUAUUAUACAUGUUCCAGAGAACGCUACAGUUGGUACUAGUAUUAUCCAGGUAAAAGCAAUCGAUUCUGAUGUAGGUCCUAACGCAGCGGUAAUGUACCGCUUCAAACCAGAUCCAGUGGGUGGAUACAGGUCAUUUUCAAUUGACGAGUACAGUGGAGUAAUCACGCUUAAACUACUUUUGGACCGUGAGAGACAAAAAAAGUAUGAACUUCGUGUUGAAGCGUAUGACCAAGGAAUUCCGACACCCUUGAGUGCGGAUCUAGAUUUGAGCAUCCAUGUUAAAAAUGUCAAUGACUAUGAGCCAAAAUUCUUGAUUGAAGAAAUCACUGUAAACUUUACCGAACAUUCUAAACCAGGCAUGGAGUACAAAAAGUUGCCAGACACGAUAGACCGUGAUGAGGUCGACUAUUUUGACGAUACUCCAACGUUGGUUUGCUAUUUUAUUGUCCAUGGAAACGAAGAAGGGCACUUUCAAUUGGACAAACGUAGUCAUAUUUUAACGGUGGUCCGAGAACUUGACCGAGAAAAAAAAUCGAAUCAUACUCUUAUUGUCAAAGCAUCUGAAAAUUGCAUCAAUACUCCAGAAAACUUAGCUCUUAGUCAGCCAAGAGCAAUCGCAGUUAAAUCAUCGGAAAACGACGUUUAUCAAAUCGCAUCACAGACACAUUUCGUAUCCGUACAAAAUUUUGAAACAAAUCAAACCGUUAAAAACGUACAGCAAAUGCAACUAAACGAGUAUCAUUCAUCAAAAUCAGUGGCCGAAAAAUAUUCGAGCGAAUUUUUUUAUCAGCGCGAAAGCACGCUUGUUCGAGUUUUGAUCUACGUGCAAGAUAUAAACGACAACCCUCCGGUUUUUACGCAGAAAAUAUUCACCGGUGGCGUCACAUCUUCGACCACAUUCGGAACACAAUUCAUGAAGCUGACGGCUGUAGACCAUGACGAAGGUACUCAUGCGCAAAUGAGCUUCUAUCAAAUUGGAGAGGUAAAACAAUCGCUCGACGAAGGCCUGGAUCACUUGAGAAAGCCUCCAUUCCUGGUGGAUCGUGAUACGGGAGCUAUUCAGAUAAAUUUCGAUCCCCAAAAAGGCAUGAAGGGUUAUUUCGACUUCAAAGUGAUGGUUAAUGAUAGUGCAGGCCAUAGAGAUGAUGCGCACGUGUUCAUAUAUUUGUUGCGAGAGGAUCAACGUGUUAAAUUUGUGUUGCGUUUGCAGCCGGUGGAGAUGCGCGAGAAAAUCAACAUAUUCAGAGAUGCACUGAGUGAUGUUAGCAGUUGUAUAGUAAAUGUGGAUGAUUUUCGUGUCCACGAAAAUCGUGAUGGAUCUAUCGAUAAAACAAAGACUGAUGUUUAUAUACACUUGGUUAACCGAAAAGACAAUUCUAUUUUAGACGUUUCGGACGUACUGAAACUACUGGACGAGAAUGUUGAGAUGUUGAAUGAACUCUUCAAGGAAUUCAACGUGCUUGACACACAAGCUUCAGAAGCAUCCUUUUUUACUGCCGAUUUAUCUGGUGGAUCUGUUUUUGUUUGGCUAGUAAUUUCAAACAUAUUUAUUGGUGCUUUACUCAUUGUAAUACUAGCAUUAUGCGUUUCGCAACGUAGUAAAUAUCGGCGUCAGUUGAGAGCGGCUCGGGUGGCAAAUUAUGCUGCUGCCCAUUCAGACCUGGUGACAAAGGGUUUGUUAUCCUCGGUUCCAAACACAAACAAGCACAGCAUUGAAGGCAGCAAUCCGAUUUGGUUGAAGGCAUAUGAAAACGAAUGGUUUAAAAAUGAUGAAGGCCAUGUAAAAAACAUCUCUGGACCAGAAUCGCUCGAAGAAAAUAUUAUCAGUGCUGAUGAUCUGACAAAAACCCUCAACUUCGAUCGCUUUGAUGCAAAGCAGUACAACUUAUACUCACAAGUUGAUAAAUUUACAAACAAAAAUAUACUUACCAACAAACUGGAAACUACGGAGCUUUAAACUUCGAAACAAUAAAAUGUCAUAUCAAUGC
Messenger RNA from Culex quinquefasciatus (southern house mosquito), 6487 nucleotides. Its product is annotated as cadherin-23. The coding region runs from base 619 to 6456 and encodes 1945 amino acids. Gene Ontology annotation, cellular component: plasma membrane; desmosome; catenin complex. Lineage: Eukaryota; Metazoa; Arthropoda; Insecta; Diptera; Culicidae. The record is from RefSeq and is a predicted model, not a curated record. Gene Ontology annotation, molecular function: cadherin binding; calcium ion binding. The transcript is spliced from 14 exons. Gene Ontology annotation, biological process: homophilic cell-cell adhesion.